AUGUCGCAAGAGACACUCAGCGCGAAGCAAGUGAAUCAGCCCGGUGUUCAUGCGCCGGAGGUCAAGGCGUUGCUCAGUGCCCGGGCAAGAUACCGAACAGUCGUUGUAGUUGCCGUCACAUUCCUUCUGCUCGCUUGUCUUUUUGUCAUCUCCAGUUCGUCCUCGGAACAGGGUGAGGGUCGAUACCGGCCGAGGGCGAUUGUGCUGAUUGUUCCCCACCUUCCACCGGACAUGCUGGAGGCGGCCAUGGCAAGCAAUAAGGCCCCGUUUCUUGGUCUCAUCUCCGCUGCGGACGGCGUCUAUGCCCGGCCUCUUGCGAAGAACACGGAACUGUCGUCGUCCCUGGUGACGAUUCUCACAGGCAGGGUGGAAUCGAGUGCAACGGGCCUCGUGGGUGCGACGAGCUUUCUGGGGAAGAUGAAGAGGGCCGGGAGGAAGCCCGUCGUUCUGGCGGCGGCGUCGUACUGGUCGGCACAGGUGGCGGCGGCGGACGGCAACUGCAG
Messenger RNA from Trypanosoma cruzi, 503 nucleotides. RefSeq lists its product as uncharacterized. The transcript has a single exon. The record is from RefSeq and is a predicted model, not a curated record. The annotation marks the transcript as partial. Lineage: Eukaryota; Euglenozoa; Kinetoplastea; Trypanosomatida; Trypanosomatidae.